Molecule: messenger RNA, 894 nt
Organism: Fonsecaea multimorphosa CBS 102226
Lineage: Eukaryota; Fungi; Ascomycota; Eurotiomycetes; Chaetothyriales; Herpotrichiellaceae
Exons: 2
Coding region: 1-894 (297 amino acids)
Molecular function (GO): protein binding
Source: RefSeq, a predicted model, not a curated record
AUGCCUCGGUCUCGCAAAUCCGAACAAACCCAUAUAUUCUGGGACAGUUUUCCAGCCGACCGCCGUUCCUUAUUCCGAGUUCCCCCAGAGCUCGACUUGACGCCUGGCAUAGAAAGCAACAAGCAAAAAGAUAGUAUCGAAGAUGGGAAGCACGCCGACGUUACGGUCACGAACGUCCCCUCUGAAUGCACCUCUCGAAGACGGACGAACAUAACCAGUCUCCCACCCGAGAUCAUUCUCGAAAUUGUUAGCCGCCUCCAUCCCGUCGACCGCGUCUGUCUCGGCCUGACAUGCAAAUCCUUACUUUCCUCCACCCUUCCUACCCUACAAAUCACACUUUCAGACUGGCUCAGCUUCCACGAUCGGCGGUACAGCUUUAUCCUACCUCUGAAUCCUAACCUCCUCGUCCGACUCGCACACGGCUGGAUCCCCAAGGACAAGUUCCGCUACUGUUACCACUGCUCCAAGAUCCUUCCGCGGUCCCCCGAAUACUUUUUGGAAAGACUGCGCAGGAAGAAAAGCCCAAGGUUCCGCCUCGGACUGGGCACAACCGAGAAACACUGGAAGUCACUAAGCAAGAAGGGGAAAUACGCAUAUCUGGUCGAGAACUGGUGCCAUUCACCCGAGGAGGAUAGCAGCGGCUUCUUCUGUGGCCACUGCUACUACCGGGAAAGAGACCGCAUCAACUGGCCUGUAUAUUGUCCCAUAUGUCUGGAGAUGGAGCUGACAUGGACACCUCCGAGGAAGCCUUGGUUCAGGAAAGCCUUGUGCCGGAGUUUGAGGGCUCUCGGCACCCCGUUUGAACUGGCUGCCUACUGGGUCCUCGUGUGUUGUCUUUACACGAUAAGGUUUUGCUACGAUCAGGCAAUGCGGUGCUGGAGAGCGCUGACAUGA